This is a messenger RNA of Exophiala spinifera, 564 nucleotides long. RefSeq lists its product as uncharacterized. The transcript has a single exon. The record is from RefSeq and is a predicted model, not a curated record. Bases 1 to 564 code for a protein of 187 amino acids. Gene Ontology annotation, molecular function: metal ion binding. Gene Ontology annotation, biological process: protein histidyl modification to diphthamide. NCBI's taxonomy places the organism in Eukaryota, Fungi, Ascomycota, Eurotiomycetes, Chaetothyriales, Herpotrichiellaceae.
AUGUCCACCACUGCUGCCGCCCAUCAGAAACACAGCCAUACCCACUACGACGUCCUGCGACUCUCGCGCGGUGCGGACUGGAGCCGCGUGUCACACGAAGACGUCAAAUCGGCAUACCGACGUGCCUUGUUGAUCCAUCAUCCCGACAAGGCUGCACAAGUUUCCUUUAAGAAACAACAACAACAACAAGAACAAGAACAACAAAAGCCCCCCUCCCGUAAUGAUUCCCCGGCGUAUUCGAUCGAUGACAUCGUCGUCGCGUACGAGGUUCUCGCAGACCCGCGAAAGCGAAGAAUGUACGACGAGACACUCGACAAGAGAGACGGCUCGACGUUGAACCGAAAGGAUAACACACACAUCGGCGUCGAGGCGUUCGACCUCGAAGACCUGCAGUACGACGAGCGCAAAAACACAUGGUCCAAGAGCUGUCGGUGCGGCGAAGAACGAGGCUACGUUCUGACCGAGACCGAUCUCGACGAAGAGAGCCAGGACGGGGAGAUCUACGUUGGCUGCCGAGGGUGCAGUCUCUACAUCAAGGUCUUAUUCGCGCUCGAAGAGGGAUGA